GUGUCUGUCGGUAGCGUUUGGCGAGGGAAGUGCCACCGUGUCCAAAGUGAGUCUGUGUGUAGACGUCUUGUUUACAGUGGCUCUGCCAGGCCUGUGAAAUCCUGGUGGCGAACAACGUGCUACAGGUUUAUUGCUUCCAUAUAUUCUUUCGUUACAAGGGUCAGUGUAUGAAACCUCCAAUCUGGAUCGAGGCGCCAGCAACAGGAAGAAGAAGAUAGAGGAAUUCUCUAGGUCUUCUCGGGAGAAACUAGUCCAGUCGAAGAACAAGAUGUUCUCCAAAUUUACGUCCAUUCUCCAGCACGCUGUGGAAGCGCUUGCGCCAUCGCUGCCCUUACAGGAGGACUUUGUAUAUCACUGGAAGGCUAUCACACAUUAUUACAUUGAGACUUCUGAUGACAAAGCCCCAGUCACAGACACCAACAUCCCAUCCCACCUGGAACAGAUGCUGGACAUUCUGACUCAGGAGGAAGGGGAAAGGGAGUCUGGAGAGACGGGACCCUGCAUGGAGUAUCUCCUGCACCACAAGAUCCUGGAGACUCUCUACACCUUGGGCAAGGCAGAUUGUCCUCCGGGGAUGAAGCAGCAGGUGCUAACCUUCUACACGAAGCUUCUGGCGCACAUUCGUCAGCCCCUUCUGCCGCACAUCAACGUCCACAGACCUGUACAAAAACUAAUCCGUCUAUGUGGGGAGGUGCUGGCUGCUCCUACAGAAAAUGAAGAGAUCCAGUUCCUCUGCAUAGUUUGUGCCAAGCUGAAGCAGGACCCGUACCUUGUCAACUUCUUCCUUGAGAACAAAGCAAAGAGACCUGAAAUAAAGAGUCCUGUGGAAACAGAGGGGGUGAAGGAGAACGCUUUGGCUCCGGACACUGGUCAGUCUCCUGCAGAUCAACAGGCUGGCCACCGAGAGGAGCCACAGGCUGCCGCCGCUGCCGACGCCGCCGCUUCUGCCACCUCUAGUCCAACAAGUAACAACAACAACAGCAACAAUUACAAUCUGGUCACAUCCCUGCUCAACCUCACAAAGAGUCCUGAUGGCAGGAUAGUGGUGAAGGCAUGUGAGGGUCUGAUGCUGCUGGUCAGUUUACCGGAGCCCGCUGCUGCCAAGUGUUUAACCGAAAACACUGAGCUCUGUGAGCUUCUGACCGACAGGCUGGUCGCCUUCUACAAAGCCCUGCCACAGUCCAUGGACCCCUUGGACAUUGAGACAGUAGAGUCGGUCAACUGGGGUCUCGAUGUUUAUAACCUGAAGGAGGACGCCGCUGUCUUCACAGGGAAGAGAGCUCUCAUCUCCUUCCUGUCGUGGCUAGAUUACUGCGACCAGCUCAUCAAGGAGGCUCAGAAAUCGGCAGCUGUAGUUAUGGCAAAAGCCGUGAGAGAAAGAUUCUUUGUGUCUGUGAUGGAACCGCAGCUCAUGCAGACAUCCGAGGUGGGCAUCCUGACCUCCACGGCCCUGCUGAACAGGAUAAUCAGGCAGGUGACAUCGGAGGCUCUGCUGCAGGAGAUGGUUUACUUCCUCCUGGGAGAAGACAAAGAGGCUGAGACUCCGGCUACGAUGGCUCAGAAUCCACUGAGACACAGACUCAUCGAGCACUGUGAUCACCUGUCUGAUGAGAUCAGCAUCAUGACGCUGCGGCUGUUUGAGCAGCUUAUCCAGAAGCCCAACCAGCACAUCCUCCACAGCCUGGCGCUGCGCAGCCUGGAGGAGAGGAACUACCUGGAGAACAAGCCGCAGGAGGAGCGGGAGCCCCUGGAGAACGGGCAGCCGCACGAUGCAGUAGACCUCGAGGAGGACCCUCUGUUCGGCGACGAACCCUCCACAGAACACAGGCUGUCUGGCUCCGACUGGUUCAGUGCGUCUCCGCCGCAGAGUCCCGACCACUGCAAGUCUGACGGGAAGACAGAAGUCCACAAAAUUGUCAACAGUUUCCUGUGUUUGGUGCCCGAUGAGGCCAAGUCGUCGUAUCACGUUGAAGGCACAGGCUAUGACACCUACCUCAGAGACGCACACAGACAGUUCAGGGACUACUGUGGCGUCUGCCAGCGGUGGGACUGGAGAGGGAAUCCAAAGCCUUUGGAGAAAUGUAACUUGGACGCCCCGUUCUUUGAGGGCCACUUCCUCAAGGUCCUUUUCGACAGGAUGGGACGCAUCUUGGAUCAGCCGUACGACGUCAACCUGCAGGUGACCGCCGUGCUGUCCAAGCUGUCUCUGUUACCACAUCCCCACCUGCACGAGUACCUGCUGGACCCCUAUAUUAACCUGGCCCCUGGCUGCAGGUCCCUGUUCUCCGUCAUCGUCAGGGUGGUCGGAGAUCUCAUGUUGAGGAUUCACCGCAUCCCGGACUUCACACCCAAGCUGCUGCUCGUGAGGAAGAGAUUACUAGGCCUGGAGCCCGAAGGCAUCAACAUCGACCACGUGACUCUGCUGGAGGGCGUGAUAGUGCUGGAGGAGUUCUGCAAAGAGCUGGCAGCCAUCGCCUUCGUCAAAUACCACGCAGCUGCCUCAUCCUCGCCCUCGCCCUAAUCUUCCUGCUGUUCCUCCAUCUGCCUCGGCCAGGACGGCAGGUCUGACUGAAGCUGGGCCGCCGGGGCGCGGUGGCAUCGGUGGCACAGGGUUCGGCAAAAGCAUCACCACUAACCGGUCAUCCCCCCGCACGACUGUUAAAAACCCACACAGAUGGGUUUCAUCACCCUCUCCCUCCCUCCCCCACACACACAUCCCUUCCUCUGACCUCUCAGGCUCCACCAUAAUAAGUCUUUGGUCUUGUUCUGGAGCAGGUCAGAGCACAGACACUGCCCAGCCGGAGGAGGAGGAGGAGGAGGAGGAGGAUAGAGAUGGAGGUGCAGAGAGAUGUUCACUGGACUCUUUUCAGCCUCUGCAGUUUCUCUCACUGCCCCCUUUUCCCAUCGUCCUUUUUCACCAGCCAAACAUGAACAGCCCCUGUAAUUAUUAUUAUCAAGCAGAAAAGACGCUUGCGUAUUUAUUUUUUUCGGUCCCAUUUCCACCCAUUUGUAAAUGUCAUUGCCUUAGUGUGGAGUCACACCUUUCAGUUCCAGAGAAUUGUUUCCUUUUGAAACAUUUUUAUCUUUACCCCUCACGUGUUGUCUGUUUGAAGACAAGAGGCUGUGGAGAAGAAGAAAAAAAAAGAAAAAAGAAAAUAACCUUUGAUCCCUAUAUGUACCUGUAGUUACAAAGAGGUGUAGUAUUUAAGAUACUGCGCUCGUGUUUUAAAUGCCAAGUCUUCUUAUUUAUUCGUUUGCUUUCAGGUUGCCUUUUUUUAAAGUGACGUCGUGUUGAGAUAAAAGAAUCGAAGCAGUCAGAGCAACGGCUGACUGAGCAGAUCGAUCCCCUCGGCUUGUCUUUUUAAGUGCUCGUCUGUAAUCACCGUCAUCCAAAGAUGUCACCAUCCAUCACGUUUUCCUACAUGAAAUGGUGAAUUUGCAAGUUAAUGCGAAUUUGCACAUGGACCUCACUUCACUGCGUUGCACUUGUUACAGUAUGAGUCGAUUCACAGGGAAUGUCGUGUCGGCAUCAGUGGAGAGAGACGCCUCGCUUUGGAUUCCGCCUUUUUUUUUUGUUGUUGUUGUUUAUUUUUCUUAUGAAAUGUCAUUCUCCAGACCCAGUGUUGCAUUUAUUACAAACACCAGUGUUGGUUAUACCUAGUGUAAUUGUUCUGGCACCCUCUCUCAAUAAUUUAUUUGCUUUAAUCCAAAAAAAAAGAACCAUAUAAUGUUAUCAAGUAGUGUCUUAAGCUGUUAACGAUUUAAUGAGUGAUACUAACGUCUCAAUUAAAACCUGAGAAGUUAGUAUUUGAUGCUAUUUUUUUUUAUUUGAAAUUGUCAAAUAAUUUAUAAGAACAACAGCAAAGAUUGUUUAUAUAGAAUCUAAAAGAGAAACCUUGAAUUACAGGACGCCCCUCACAGGAUAUCACGAUGCCCUGCGAGGUGGUGCGUUUACUUGCAGUAUUACUAUUUCGUCUUAAUCUUCAGCGACGAGAACGUGCUCUCGGUGCUGUGUAUUUGCUGGAACAGGUUGUAUAACGCCUGCGUAUAUAUUUCUGGGUGGGGCCUGUGACUGAUCAGUUAUUCAUCACAUAUGAUUUGAUUUCUCCGUGUGAAUGUUUGCGUGUAAUCGAGGUUUUAUUUACCUGUGUGUUUGCGUGUGUCCUGGUAAAGCGAUGAACGGACGGUCAUUCGUUGAAGCCAUGAGUCUUUUCUUUUCUUCUGAUCCCACCUCAAACCCGUCACUCUCCCGAAGCACCUAAAGCGACAUUAUGCAACAGCUUGCAUGGAAUAUCAGAUUUGCACAUUGUCUUCAUCCUUGUUUGUACACACGUUUUUUUUUUUUCUCCAAAUGUUUUGUUUCCUCAACCAAAAAAAAAAAAAAAAGUUAAGGAAGUCCCAGGAGGAGGAGGAACAUUUCUAUUUUAACGGGAAACACUUUUUAAGUUGUCAAUCAUGCACAUUUUUAAAUCGAGUAUCUUUCCAACGUCGUCUGUACAGUUGUAUAAUGUCUGUGUACAAUAGCAAUAGAGAUAUACUACCUGGUGUAAAUGCAUGCUUUUUAUUUUUCAUUGCUGUGAGCGGGAGAGAGAAAAGGCGGUUCAGACAUAUGUGAUGACGUAUUAGCUGUCAGCACUUUGGUCUGUGAAGACACUGAAGGGACGAUGCCUUACUCUAACUGGGGAUGUCUUGAAUGGAUGUGAGAGGGGUUCAGAUUCACUGCAAUUAAUUGUGAUUUUAUUCUGCUUAUGUUACAUUGGCUUUUUGUUUGGGUUGAUGUACAGGACUCUCAGUAUAAAAAAAAAAAAAAAAAUGCCAAUUUAAUUU
Molecule: messenger RNA, 4827 nt
Organism: Mugil cephalus (flathead mullet)
Lineage: Eukaryota; Metazoa; Chordata; Actinopteri; Mugiliformes; Mugilidae
Gene: fhip2a
Product: FHF complex subunit HOOK interacting protein 2
Exons: 17
Coding region: 269-2521 (750 amino acids)
Source: RefSeq, a predicted model, not a curated record